AUGCCUCCCAACCAGAGAUCGCAGACUAAAGCCCCAGGAGGGUUUCUACCACAUCCUUUAGACCAAUUGACUAUUGAAGAGAUCGGCAAAGCUCGUAAUAUAAUCCUUGGGCUACAUUCUGCUACUUCAAUUGGCUUCAGAACAAUUACACUAGAGGAGCCUUCAAAGAAGAUCUUGACCAUGUUCCUAUCAGCCGAACACAAGGGCGAGUUGUCUUCUGUAACAUGGAGGCCCCCACGACGUGCUAGGAUUCUUUUUGAGCUUAUUUCGAAGGAUGGAUUAGUGGAGUUGUGUGAAUCAGUAGUGGAUGUGGGAACUGGUCUGGAGAAGAGCUUUGAAGUGCUGGAUAAGAAAUGUCAUGCUCCUCUCAAUGCUGAAGAAGUUGCGAUGUUCCCAGAAGUUACAAUGGCGUCACCGCUCUUUAAAAAAGCUAUUUCAGAGCUUUCACUGCCACCCAACACUGUCAUCGUGAUUGAUCCAUGGAUGUACGGUGGAUGGGAGAAUCCGAGUGAAGAUUGUCCUCGGUAUAUGCAAGGGUUGGUAUACGCCCGUGACCCAAAGACUACCAAUCCAGACUCCAACCACUAUGCCUUUCCUCUACCUCUCAUUCCAGUAAUGGAUGUUGCGAAGAAAGAAAUCAUCAGAAUCGACCAGUUACCUACAGGUGGCACAGAAGAUGGCUUGGAAGUUGGAACAGGCUCUAAGGAACCCCUCGCCCAUUGCAAAGCGUGUGAAUACGUCCCAGAGCUUAUUCCUGGUGGCUUGAGGCAGGAUCUCAAGCCUUUGAAUGUCGUACAACCGUAUGGACCGUCAUUCACCGUUACUGGAAACUCACUAGUGGAGUGGCAGAAAUGGAGGUUCAGGGUUGGAUUCAAUCCUAGGGAAGGAGCAACAAUCCACGAUGUUUGGUAUGAUGGGAGAAGCGUUCUAUAUCGUUUGAGUUUCAGUGAGAUGUCAGUGCCGUAUGGGGACCCCAGAGCACCUUUUCACAGGAAACAGGCUUUCGAUUUUGGUGAUGGAGGGGCUGGCAGGGCUGCCAACAAUCUUGAACUCGGUUGUGAUUGCUUGGGUCUGAUCAAGUAUUUUGACGGUAUCAUGAAUGAUGUUCACGGAAAAGCAGUGAUUUCAAAAAAUGUGAUCUGCAUGCACGAACAAGAUGACGGAAUCCUAUGGAAACACACAAACUACCGCACUGGCCGCGCAGUCGUCACCCGCAACCGACGAUUGAUAAUCCAAUUCAUCAUAACACUUGCCAACUACGAAUACAUCUUUGCCUAUCAGUUCGACCAGGCUGGUGGCAUUUCUCUUGAAACUAGGGCUACAGGUGUUGUGAGCACAGUGCCAAUUGAUUUCGGAAAGACUAGCCCGUGGGGAAAUAUCGUCAGUCCGGGAGUUCUAGCACAAAAUCACCAACAUCUUUUCUGUGUUCGUAUCGAUCCGGCAAUUGAUGGGUACGAGAACACAGUCGUUCAGGAGGAGUCUCAUCCUUUGCCCUUUUGCCCGGAAAUCAACCCUUAUGGCAAUGGGUACGAAGUGAGAAAGACUGUUAUGAAGACAUCUGGUUUUGCAGAUGCAGCUCCACAGCACGGCAGGAUUUUCAAGAUUGUGAACGAGAAUAAGCACAAUCCCAUCAGUGGAAGACCUGUGGGAUAUAAAUUGGUGCCUUCACCGACACAGCUCACAUUGGCACAUCCUGACAGUAUUAUGGCCAAACGUAUGGCAUAUGCUAGUCACCAUUUGUGGUUUACUAAGCAUCGUGAUGGCGAGCUCUGGGCGGCUGGGCCGUUUACCAACCAGAGUUCUGUUGAGCGCGGUGGUGUUAAAGAUAUGGCUGAUCGCAAGGAGAAUAUCGAAAAUGACGAUGUCGUUGUUUGGCACUCCUUUGGGCUAACUCAUAAUCCCAGAGUUGAAGACUUUCCUGUUAUGCCAGUCGAAACCCAUCAGAUUCACCUCAAGCCAGCCGAUUUCUUCUCCAAAAACCCGGCGAUUGAUGUCCCGUCGGCCAAAAACCAAACAUCUAUUCUCUACAAGAAAGGCGGCCUUGUCUCCAGCUUCGUCACUGAAGUUCCGCAAAGCCACGAUGGCGACCGCAGAAAGUCGAUAUUGAUUGUUGACGACAACUCUACUGACUCGAUCGCGGUUCAGAAGACCCAACAGCAAGGGAUCAAGGCGUGUUGCAUGUAG
This is a messenger RNA of Morchella importuna, 2184 nucleotides long. RefSeq lists its product as uncharacterized. Lineage: Eukaryota; Fungi; Ascomycota; Pezizomycetes; Pezizales; Morchellaceae. Gene Ontology annotation, biological process: amine metabolic process. Gene Ontology annotation, molecular function: primary methylamine oxidase activity; copper ion binding; quinone binding. The transcript has 5 exons. The record is from RefSeq and is a predicted model, not a curated record. The coding region runs from base 1 to 2184 and encodes 727 amino acids.